Messenger RNA from Drosophila eugracilis, 1132 nucleotides. RefSeq lists its product as uncharacterized. The coding region runs from base 244 to 867 and encodes 207 amino acids. The record is from RefSeq and is a predicted model, not a curated record. NCBI's taxonomy places the organism in Eukaryota, Metazoa, Arthropoda, Insecta, Diptera, Drosophilidae. The transcript is spliced from 3 exons.
GUUGACGUCGUUAUGGUUGGUACGCGCAGUUUCUGUUUUCCCGCGAGUGGUAACCAGGUGGGGGUAGGGGUUUCAUUGGGCAGUGCGCAAUCGCCAGAGCCGAACCCCCCACAUUCCCAGUGAAUAGUGAAAAGUGAAAAGUUCCAGAAAGACCAGCUUCAGACAACUGAAUCAUCUCUAUCGAAGCAAGCACUUCGUAAACCAAAUCCGCGAGGCCAAAGUAUUACCAAGAACCCACCAAGUAUGGAAAAGAUAUGGAAGAAGGUGUGCGAACAUCACGAUGUCCCCGAGCAGGUUGCCAACGAAUGGUUCACCCGCAUCCAGCAGCACCUCAGCUCUGAGGAUCCCGCUCGCGCCUACCACAACUGGCAGGAGAUGAUGCAGCGCAAGGAGCCCCACCUAGCGGGCGUGUCCAAUCUCAAUAUAGUGCUGGCUGCCUUUUUCCAGUACUACCACUUCGACGGCAACCGCAGCUGUGCCGAGCAGAACUGCGAGGUCUUUGAGGAGUUUUGCCACGAUGCCCUUAUCGAGGAUGACCACGCCAAGAGCCUGGUGUGCAAUUUGCUGGGCCGUAAGACUCCGGAGAACCAAUUGACCUGGUGCCAUGACGACGAGGCCAACUUGCUGCAAGAUGUGGACUUGGUGGUUCUUGCUGCAUCGCCUGAGGAAUACAAGCACUACACGACUCUACUUCGCUCAGAGUACGCCAAUUUAGAUGAUGCCACUUACAAGGCAAUGCGCAUUAAGGUGCUGGAGACCCUGCUGAUGAUACCCUCUAUCUAUGCCACUGGGGAUUACCACGACAAGUACGAGGAGUUGGCCCGCGCCAACAUACGCAGCGAAAUCACCGAGCUGAAGAAGCAGUAGGACUAGAAGCAGGAGUUGGAAGGAUCCGAAUGGGACGGGGCUGCUUUGUUUACUGCUCUUGAGUUGUGUACUUACUGGCCAUUUUACCUCGUUUGACUGCAAGGCACUCGUGUAUUGGAAAGCAACCUUUUCUGCCGAGCAUCUAUCUAAUUUUACUCCUAAGUGAAGUGUAAUCAAAAUCAAUUUCCUAGUUAGUGUGUACGCCUAGAUAUAUACGUAAGCCCUGUAGACUCCAGCUCAUAAUAAACUUGAUGUAAAUGAUGUA